Amaranthus tricolor (Joseph's coat) is the source of this 958-nucleotide messenger RNA. Its product is annotated as transmembrane emp24 domain-containing protein p24beta2-like. The transcript is spliced from 5 exons. Bases 144 to 776 code for a protein of 210 amino acids. The record is from RefSeq and is a predicted model, not a curated record. Gene Ontology annotation, cellular component: COPII-coated ER to Golgi transport vesicle; endoplasmic reticulum-Golgi intermediate compartment; Golgi apparatus. Gene Ontology annotation, biological process: intracellular protein transport; endoplasmic reticulum to Golgi vesicle-mediated transport; Golgi organization. Lineage: Eukaryota; Viridiplantae; Streptophyta; Magnoliopsida; Caryophyllales; Amaranthaceae.
CAAAAACAAAACUCUCAACUCACAACAGUUCCAUCUCCAUUAACACUUUCAAUUUCAUCAUAUAACUAUAUAAGGUAAUUUCUACAUCAUCCCUUUUAAUUAUAAUUAUUGGGGAUCGAUCUACAUCAACUUCAUUAUAAAAGAUGAGAUUCGCUUGGACGAUGUCAGUUGCUAUCAUGUUACUGACUCUAUCUAGCCUACAAUUAGCAUCUAGUCUACGGUUUGUUAUUGAUAGAGAGGAAUGUUUCUCCCACAAUGUUCAGUAUGAAUGGGAUACAGUCCAUGUUUCUUUCGUUGUGAUCAAAUCUGAUUCCCCUUGGCGUACAGAUGACGGUGUUGAUCUAGUGGUGAAAGGACCGGAAGGCGAUCAAAUCCAUGACAGUCGUGAUCAGAUCACCGAGAAAUUUGAUUUUGUUGCUCAUAAAAAAGGACCUUAUAAAUUCUGCUUCACUAACAAGUCACCUUAUCAUGAAACUAUCGAUUUUGAUGUCUUGGUCGGACAUUUUACUUACUAUGAUCAGCAUGCAAAGGAUGAGCAUGUGAAACCCUUGAUAGAACAAAUAGAGAAGCUCGGUGAGUCUCUUUACAACAUCCAGUUUGAACAGCACUGGCUAGAGGCACAGACUGAUCGUCAAGCAUUAGUUAAUGAAGCGAUGAGCAGGAGAGCAGUCCAUAAAGCGAUUUUGGAAUCCUUUGCACUCGUUGGCGUAAGCGUGUUGCAAAUAUAUCUUUUGCGGCGCUUGUUUGAGAGGAAGCUAGGGACUUCAAGGGUCUAGAACUUGAAAGAUUCAGCAAAGUUAUUAUAUCGACUUACGAUGCUUUCAGGAAUUAGCUCAACUUAGCCUUACUUAAAACCUUUUUGUCGUGUUUUCUCAAGUAUGGAAGUGAAAUAAAGCAUGUACAAUAGGGAUCACAUUGAGUAUUAUUUUUUAUAGAAUAAUAGUCUUUCCAAUCCAUA